This is a messenger RNA of Ixodes scapularis (black-legged tick), 3318 nucleotides long. RefSeq names its product calcium-activated chloride channel regulator 1. NCBI's taxonomy places the organism in Eukaryota, Metazoa, Arthropoda, Arachnida, Ixodida, Ixodidae. Bases 322 to 3270 code for a protein of 982 amino acids. The transcript is spliced from 13 exons. The record is from RefSeq and is a predicted model, not a curated record.
AGUUGUGGGCGGAUAUGCGGAGGGUGCUUCUUGAGCACGGGUUGCAAUGACAUCAGAACGCCUGGUUCUGAUUGGCUGAAUUGGAAGGAUAGUGUGUACACCUCAAUCCUAGCUUUCUCGAGGUCCACCCAGUAUCCUUCCAAUCCAGCCAAUCAGAUCUCGCCGUUCUGACGUCAUCUCCACCUCCGCGAAAGAGGUAGACGAAGUGCCGCCCCUCAUAGAUGCUCCUCAGCCGGUUUUGAUUGCCGUAUGCGUGUUUGAAUUAGCGUACCGUAUACAACACGUGCUUCAACGGCGUUUUUAUUUCUUCUUAGGUCCGAGAUGAAAGCAGCUACCUUAUCGUUGCCCUUGGUGGCGGCUCUGUGUUUCCCGCUUAUCGGCGGCGUGCGUAUUGACACGACGGACGGAGGAUACCGCGACGUUGUCGUAGCCAUACACCCAUCCGUGACACCGGACGAGAACAUCAUCGUCAACAUCAAGGCGCUGUUCCGGGAAGCUUCCUUGUUCCUACACCGAGCGACGCGGGGUCGGGUCUUCUUCAAGGACGUCACCAUCGCCGUGCCGUCCACCUGGCCCCGGAGAGAGGAAGCAGAGGCCACGGCCAGCAAUCUGUUCGACGGUGCCGACCUACGCGUGGCUGAGCCGAACCCGGAGUACGGAGACACGCCGUACACGCUCCAGCCAAGAGGAUGCGGGGAAGUCGGAGAAUACAUCCACAUCACGCCGGCUUUCCUCAGCGGCUUGAACGGGACCACUUCGAAGACAUACGGCAGCCCGGCCUUCCAGCUGGUCCACGAAUGGGCUCACUACAGGUACGGUGUCUUCGACGAAUACGGCGCGGCUGGGGACUACCGGUACCCGAGCCUCUACUGCGAGUUUGGAAUGGUUCGGGCCAACGCCUGCUCGGUCCGCAUGCGGUUCACGGCUUCCACUAAGAACGGCGAGCCUUGCCGCGUGUACCGGGGCUGCAAAGUGUCGACCAAGUGCAACGCAAAGUUCUACCAGAACACCAGGGACCCAGUGGAAUCUUCCAUCAUGUUCAUGCCCUACAUUGCUGGUGUGUCCCAAUUUUGCGACGACUCUAAACGGAAACACAAUAUCUUUGCCCCGAGCAAACAAAACCACAUCUGCCAACGGAGGUCUACUUGGGAUGUCAUCAGUAACAACGCGGACUUUCAGAACCUAGGUGACCCGGUAGCCGAAACUCAGGUCCAGGUGAAGUUUCAAGAGGUGCAGCAGAGAAACGACAGCCUGGGCAAAGUGGUCAUGGCUCUGGAUAUUUCGGGGAGCAUGAAUAAUUACGAGCGACUGGUUCGUCUGAAGAGUGCGGCAACACACUUCGUCCGGGACGUCCUUCCGAACGACUUCCUACUCGGCAUCGUGGUUUUCAGCUCUACGGCAACGGUGACUCAGAGACUGACAGCCGUGAAUGACACCAGCCGUACUGACAUGGCCAAAGCCAUCGAUGGUUUGGCUGCUGAUGGGGCCACUUGCAUCGGCUGCGCCCUGAAGCAAAGCGUCCAGGUGCUGAAAGAAGGAGGCAGAACGGCGGAGGGUGACACCAUCAUUCUCAUGACCGACGGAGGGGAAAACACGGAUCCAAGAAUAGCAGCCGUGCUGCCGGAGCUUCUGACCGAGAAAGUUGUGGUGAACACCCUGGCUCUGGGUACGAGCGCAGAAAAGAAUCUCGAAAACCUCGCCCUGAUGACGGGGGGAAAGGCGUUCUCGCUGAGCGACAGCCAGGCAAACAUCGAGGCCGCCAUGCAGUCGGCCUUCGUAGAGUCGACCACCACCCAGCUGGACGAAGCUGACCGUCCGAUUACGAUUCUGGACGAGUCCAUUAAACUGAAUAAAAGUAAAACAAUUCCAAUCAUGAUUGACCCGGAGCUCGGUAAAGACACGAAGGUCGUCAUCGUGUCGGACAGCCAAACUAACCUGGAGGUUCACAUUUUGGACCCCAUGGAAAACACAUGCAAGGCCUGCUCCUUUCGUAUUUCGAACUCUGGUUCAAAAUGGCGAACCAUCGAGAUUCCUUCGCCAGCAAUGCCCGGUACCUGGAAUCUUGCUCUGGCGACGAAAGCUGACACGGAUGUAGUAAACGUUCGCGUAACUUCGAUGGCUGUGGCAGCCGAUGACCAUCCCAUUCGGCUGCGUACCUUUCUCAAGAAACUCGACGUCAACCAGGCGCUGGACGCCUGUAUCUUUUCGGAAGUGUCCAAGGGUCCCCAUGCAGUUCUGCGUGCAAAGGUCCUGGCCAAGGUCUUGACACCCCAGAAGAACGUUGGGCAGCUGAUCGUGGAGCUUUUCGACGAUGGAGUCGGUGCGGACGUCACGGCCAACGACGGCAUCUACAGCGCCUACUUCACGCAGUUCAAGGGUAACGGAAGAUACUCUGUGGUGGCCGAAGUUGUGGGAGAUGGAUCGGCAAUUAUUGUGAGAGGACGACGGGGUUCCGGAGGUCUUCCCGUUGUAGCGUCUCCCCCUGAAGUAUCUACAAAUGUGGCAGCUACCGAGAAAACGGCUUCUGCCUCUCCGGAGUUUGGAGCCGAAGGACUUCCGUUUGAACAGUUUGUUUACGUGGAUGAAGACAUCGAAGUUGCCGAACCACUAGAGGUUGUUGGCGAAAAAGCUCCAAGCUUCAGAAGAUUUUCAGAUGGGGGCUCCUUCCAAGUUGACGGCGCGAUCGAUGUGUCUAAGAUUCCACCGGCCUCGAUCCAGGACCUUCGAGUCGCUGAUGUUAUUACUGAGAACGGCACUCUUUGCGUUGUCCUGUCCUGGACUUGUCCGGGAGAGCACUUGGACUAUGGCCAAGCUUCUCAAGUAGAGAUCAGAGUGAGCACCAACAUGGCGAGCUUUCUGAAGCGUUUUGAGGAUGGUGUUCAGAUUUCCGAGAAUGACGUCAUGGAAGGCCAGUUAUCACCGCUUCCGGCACGAACCAAGCAGAACGUCACCGUCAAGAUUCCGGAAGAUGUGGUGUCCGAGGCGAAGAUCGAAAACCGCACAGAUUUCUACUUUUCUGCUCGUGUGCUGAACAAGGAUGGCCUCGAUUCGGGAGCUUCCAACAUCGCCCUGGCUACAUUUGAGCAUCCCUCUCCUGGGCAGCAGCAGAAGCCGCUGGAUUCGAAGAACUGGGGUCUCUUAAUCGGAGUACCAGUAGCUAUCGUUCUUCUCAUGAUUGUAAUUCUGACGGUUGUGUUCGGGCGACGCAGAACGUCGACGCAACAGAUCCAACCAGAACCUAAGCUUCAUCGGAUCCACUAUGCCUCCUAGGUGCAAAUGUUUUCUUUGUCGACGAAAAGAAGUAAAACCAUUUUAAAA